GUACCGUUAGGAGAACGUUUCCGCGAGUGGAACUCCCACCGGGCUUUCUCUCAACCCUCCGCCUCUUUAAGUCUGUCCCACAUCUGACUGCCUUUGAUUCUUCCGUUUGCUCAGCGCUUUGCACUCUGCCCCUCGUGGAAUUUGCCAAUUCUCCUGUCUCCGGUGCGUAAAACAGCCGCUGCGCGCCGCUCGGAUAAAACAAUGUAGCUGCGCUUUUACGCACGAAGCGGUCUCUCCCCCCCACCCCAAAAAAUGGACCUAAAAUCCGAACUCCUGAAGUCCAUCUGGUACGCGUUCACGUCUCUGGACGCAGAGCAGUGCGGGAAAGUGUCCAAGUCGCAGUUAAAGGUGCUUUCUCACAACCUUUACACUGUGCUGAACAUCCCACACGAUCCGGUCGCCCUGGAGGAACAUUUCCAGGAUGAUGACGACGGCCCGGUGUCCAAUCAUGGCUACAUGCCCUACCUCAACAAAUACAUACUGGAUAAGGUGAAAGCGGGGACAUUUGACAAGGAGAAGUUUGAUGACCUGUGCUGGAUGAUGACGAUGAAGAAGAACUUCACCGGCGUCCUGCAGAACGGGCUGCUGACUGAGAGGAACUGCUUCAAACUCUUCUGCUUGUUCAACCUUCUGUCCGAGGACCAUUACCCACUGGUGAUGAUUGUGGAAGAGGUGGAGUAUCUUCUGAAGAAAAUCUCCACGGCAGCGAGCCACGAGUGGGACGGAAAGCUCCUGGAAGACCUGAUUUCCCAGGAUCCCGCAGUGCAGGAGGAGGGCAUGUCUGUGUGGAGCUUCCUGGCGCACAUGAAUGCGGGUCGCUUGCUGAGGGUCACCAAUAGCGAGGCUUUCAGCCUGGCUCUGAAUGAGGUGUUUCUGGAGAUGUACCACAACGUGCUCAAGAGAGGCUACAUGUGGAAAAAGGGGCACAUGAGGAGGAACUGGACGGAGCGCUGGUUUGUGCUGAAGCCCUCUUCCAUGGCUUACUACGUGGGCGAGGCCCUCAAGGACAAGAGAGGGGAAAUCCAGCUGGAUAAGAGCUGUGUCGUUGAGCCUAUCCCAGAUAGGGAAGGGAAGCGGUGCCUGUUCUGUGUGAAAACCCACAACAAAACCUAUGAAAUGAGCGCGUCCGACCAGAGGCAGAAGGUCGAGUGGAUUCAAGCCAUUCAGACAGCCCUCCGUCUUCAAAGUGAGGGAAAGUCCUCCCUACACCACGAACUCAAGCUGAAGAGGCGCAUGCUGCGAGAGCACAAACACCAAGAGCGCAGCCGCAGCUCCCGCAGCAGCUGCAGCAGCCGCAGCAGCCGGAGCAGCCAAUCAGACGAGCUGAGCGUCCAGGAAACGGAGAGGAUAGAGAAAGAACGACAAGACCUGGAGAUAGAGAACAUCAUUCAGCACGCACGAGAACUGGAGAAUCGACGAAGGGAAGCGGAGGAGAGGGAGAGGAGGAAACAGAAGGAGGUGCAGAUGGACCUGGAGAGGCAGCUGAAGGAGGCUGAGAUGCUGAGAGACAGCAUGCAGGCCGAGAUGCAGGAGAAGGAGAGGACGGCGGAGCAGCAGAAACGGAGGAUCCAGGAGCUGGAGAUGACUCAGCAGAAACUGGAGGCCGCUCUGAACAUGGAGAUCCAGGCUCGGCUGGAGGAGGAACGAGCCAGACUGGAGCUGGAGAUGUUGCUGCAGGCUGAGGAGGAGAAAAAGCAGCAGUUUAAGCUCCUGCAGGAUAAGCAGAGGGACUUGAGGAGACUCAGUCCUGCGCUGGAGGCCUCAGACGGCAGUGCAGACGAGGACACCCCCUCGGCGCUCUACUCGGCCUCCCAGGAGCUUCAGGAUCUGCAGGCGUCACGCCAGAGGAGCCACCAGCACCUAGAGGAAGUGCAGGAGAGGCUGAGGAACGCCACUCAGCACGUACGCCACUGGAACGUCCAGCUGAAUCGCCUCAUGAAGCCCAUUGCUCCAGGAGAGCGUUUGGACAGCCGGAUGACAUCAAAAUACUUUUGCCCGCGGACGGAGGGAGCUCUGGCAAGCAACGAGUUCAUUUCCAAAUACAAGAUAAGAGAUGAUCAGAACAGCCAGAUAGGACCAGAAGAAUGUGAGGGACUGGAGGAGCAGAUGGGGGCCGCCCACCUGUCAGAUGCAUCAGAGGAAUCCCUGGGAAAGCCCAAUGGGCUGCUGUGAUCGCCACAGAGACAGAUAAAAGGAUUUAUUUUUACAUUUAGAAAUGUCAAGGGAAAAAAAUGUAACUUUAAACCACAAAAAAUCAUUUUUCCCAAUCAAACUUGUUUACAAACUGUCCAUCAUAGAGACAACUGUUCAGUCUCAUCCUCAAACAUGACAUUAGAGAAUUCUGCUUUGUGCCAACCAAGAAACUAUGGAAAAAUAUGAUUUAUAGAUAAAUAUGGAGGGUUGUGACUAAAAAAUUAUUCAGCAUUUAAUUAAAACAUAAAUUACUAAAACAAACUUUCACAAUUUUGUACCAAACAAAUUGUUGUUGUAAACUGUUCUGUGAUAUGUAUCAUUUUCAUGUAUUCUGUUUAAAUUAAAUGUAAAAAAGACUGAA
Molecule: messenger RNA, 2554 nt
Organism: Oryzias melastigma (Indian medaka)
Lineage: Eukaryota; Metazoa; Chordata; Actinopteri; Beloniformes; Adrianichthyidae
Gene: def6c
Product: DEF6 guanine nucleotide exchange factor c
Exons: 12
Coding region: 253-2172 (639 amino acids)
Cellular component (GO): nucleus; cytoplasm
Source: RefSeq, a predicted model, not a curated record